This is a messenger RNA of Penicillium subrubescens, 4182 nucleotides long. RefSeq lists its product as uncharacterized. The transcript has a single exon. The record is from RefSeq and is a predicted model, not a curated record. Bases 1 to 4182 code for a protein of 1393 amino acids. Gene Ontology annotation, molecular function: protein binding. Lineage: Eukaryota; Fungi; Ascomycota; Eurotiomycetes; Eurotiales; Aspergillaceae.
AUGGAUCCGUUGAGCUUGGCAGCCAGCAUCGCUGGAGUUGCCACUGCCGCGUUUCAGAUCAUCGGGUUUCUGGGAACCAUCGUGUCGGGAGGAAAAGAGCGGCUGUCACUCCUUCAAGAAUUGUCGAAUUUGUGGAUCACGAUCACAGCCCUCCAAGCACAACUUGCCCCGGAUGGAAAUGUCAUCGACGAAGAAAAUUUCCCGCCGCAAUUACUGACGCUUUUCGAGUCUGACGGGAUUCUGAAAGAGCUCGAAAGUCUGGUUGAGGAUGUUGAGAAAAAACUCAAGCCUCGUUCGACGCGUGGAAGCAUUCGGCAAACACUCGCAUGGCCGAUAUCGAAGGCGGACGUGAUCCAAAUUGUGGCCAAGAUAUCACGGAUGCAGCAGACGUUGCAUUUUGCUCUUGAACAAUCCAAUUAUGCGCUCACGAAAGAGAUCCAUCGCGAUGGGCAGGCAAUGAAAGCCACCAUGGACGAGACGCGGCUAAAGGAGAUGAUUGAGUGGUUGUCUCCGCUGAAUUUCGUCGCAAAGCAAAGCCUCCUUUUCAAAGAACAGCAUGAAGGAACAUGUAAAUGGUUCCUGGGAUGCGAAGAAGUUCGAGGAUGGAAGGAAAGUGAAAACGCCAUUCUAUUUUGUCCAGGGAUCCCAGGCGCCGGAAAGACGAUGCUGUCCUCCAUCGUGGUGAAUGAACUGGACAAACUUCGACUGAGUGAAAAGGGUGGUGUCACAGAUGCAGCAAUCUUGAUGCUUUAUUGCAAAUGGGACGACUCACACUCUCAAUCUAUCAAUGGUCUGCUCGCAAGCUUGGUCAAGCAGAUUGUCCAGCGCUAUGGUGUCUUCUGGGAAGGGACACCCGAGAUGUUUUCCAAGCACAGCAAGGCCGGCACGAGUCCAGGCAGCGACGAGUAUGUGAAAGCUCUCAAUUCUGAGCUUCGGCACUUUCCAAAAACUUUCAUCGUUGUGGAUGGACUCGAUGAGCUACGAGAUGAGAAGAGCAGGUUAGUGCUCUUGGAAACCCUAACUUCGCUGGAGGCGAAGGUCAAUAUCAUGGUUACAUCUCGACCAGUUGAUAAUAUCACACGACAUUUUGCCGAUAUUGAAAGAAACAUAUGUUGCGAUGGCUGUUCAAAAGAUAAUCAGCGCUAUCAAUUCCGUUGCUGUGACUGCGACGAGGCAGUCUCUGAUGGAUUCGACCUUUGCGAGGAGUGCCAUGACAAAGGAGAAAGAUGUGGCCAAAAAGGCCAUAUACUGGUCAAGCAAUUCAACAGCACCAGAAUCGACAUCACAGCUAUGGAACAAGAUUUACUAGCGUAUGUCAAGUGGCGAGUCGGCUCGUCAGACUUUCUUCAGCGUUGUGUUGACACCAAAACUGGUCUCAUGGCAGACAUUGUGGAGACGGUUGUUGAGAAAAAUGACGGGAUGUUCCUCCUCGCAAGAUUUAAUAUGGAUACGCUUGCAUCAAAACUGAGACCUGGAGAAGUCGUCGAGGCAUUGAACGUCCUUCCAAAAGAGUUGAAUGGUACAUACAAUGAUGCAAUGCUUCGAAUCAAAGACUUGCCUGAAAGCCAGAAGGACGUGGCAAUGGACCUUCUUCGAUGGGUCGUCUUUGCCGAACGCCCUUUGCAAUGUCGUGAAAUUGAGCACGCAAUUGCUAUCACCGACAAAGACCGGGACAUUGAUCCGGAUAAUAUCAUUCGUGUUCAAAUCCUGGCUUCGAUGUGUGCCGGAUUGGUGAAAUUCGAUGAAUCCGACUGCGUCAGACUAGUUCACUACUCAGCCAAGAAUUACUUUUCCGAAACUGAAAAUCAGGACCGCUGGUUUCCUGAGGGUGCUAUAAAGCUGACUUCAAACUGCUUAACUUACCUCAUGUUUGAUCAGUUUCAGCAGGGAGCCUGCUCCGGUCCUUCUGAAGCAACUGAUUUUGACGCAAGAGUUCAGGCUUACCCUUUCCUUCGAUAUGCCGCAGAGCAUUGGGGCAAGCAUCUUCUGAAAAAUCCGCGCGAUGACCUGUUUAAUAUUGCGCGAGCGCUUAUCCUCGACUCUCAACGCUUCGCAGCUAUAUCCCAAGCACUGUGGUACUUUGACGAUGAAGAUUCUACUAGUUGGGCCGGCAGGGAUGGCAGCACUCCCUUACACCUUGCUACCCAUUUUGGCCUGAACAAAUUGGUGACUGAGCUUCUUGCAGGUGGCAUUGAUCCUAACGUCCGGGACCUGAAUGGCGUUACACCUCUAGCUUUGGCCGCUGCACGUGGUUCUCAUGAGGUAGUCUCAACUUUGAUCACCGCUGGUGCAAAUGUUAACUCCGUGGACAAUGUCGGCAGCAGUCCACUAUACGUAUCUGCUCAAAAUGGCCAUGAAAAUACAGUGAAGGUUCUCUUGGAUCAGGACAAUAUUGAUGUGAACCUCCUUGUUGCGGAAUUUACAUCGCUGAUGACUGCCGCAUACCAAGGGCACCUUGGGGUGGUAAAGGUUCUCUUACGCAAGCCUGGGAUUGACAUCAACAAAGGCUCCAGAUCCCGUGGAACGACUGCGCUGAUGCUUGCAGCCCUUGGUAACGAAGAGGAAGUGGUCGAUGCUCUUCUGACUCAUCCUGACAUCAAGAUCAACAUGCAAGACAAAGCUGGAUCAACCGCUCUACUCAUGGCUGCAGAAGAUGGCCAUCGCCGUAUUGUCGAAAAGCUUCUUGACCGUGGCGCGGAUACAGAGGUCCUGCAAGAGGGAUCGCUUGGAACUGCUAUCAAUAGAGCGAUUGAUUACAAUCAGAUACCCGUUGUUGAACUGCUGCUGGAUCGAGGUGCGAAUGUUCACCAUAAAGAUGUCUUCCAACGUGGAAUGCUACACGCUGCCGCUAUCAAUGCCCAAAGUGAAAUUAUUGCAAUCUUGCUCAAAUUUGAUCCUACGCUGGACGUCAAUAUGCAGGAUGUCAAUGGAAAAACAACGCUCCAUGACGCGGCCCGCUCAGGAUCUGCAUCAACAGUUAGGGUCUUGCUAUUGCAUGGUGCCGAUCCAACCAUAAAAGAUAGCUAUGGCCGGACGCCCAUCUAUGUCGCCCGCGAGACAAAUCAACCUGACAUUGUAAAGCUAUUGCGGGGAGCACGGCUAGCCCAGAAAAUGCAGGCAAACGACACCGAGCUUCCAAGUCAGGCUCUUCAACGGACCGAAACAGGCACCAUAAUCCAAUCGCCUAAACGUACGGAUACCGAGAUGUCGGUCAACGAGCCGUUACCUUUAUGGGCCUUGGCUAGUGCCGAGUCAGUUGAAGAGCUGCGUGAACGACUCCCAACAGCUACAGCAUCAGAGAUCAGUGCACAGGAUCCAGAUGUCGGUGACUCGGCACUCCACUACAGCGCCACUAAGAACAACAGUGAAAUCGCGCGCUUACUGAUUGAGCAUGGGGCACCUGUGAGCCUACCCAACAACUACGGUCGAACACCUCUACAUCUGACAGCCCUCUAUAACGGCCCGGAAGUUGCAGACAUCCUGUUGGCUGCAGGUGCUGAAGUCGACUUAAAGGAUGAGUGGGGCGAAACCGCCCUGGAGACAGCCACCACUCAGGAAGUGAAGAUCUGUCCUACAUUGGUUGAGCACGGGGCUGCCUUGCCCAAAGGACGUCAUGAGCUGAACAUCUUGCUCGACCUAGCUGUCAUAUAUGGCAAUGAAAUUGCUGUUCGAAGACUAGUGGGAGCUGGUGCUGAAGUUUGGAGAAAGAACUCACUGGGACACACGCCAUUUGCAUUGGCUCGGCUUUAUAACCAUGAGGGUAUCGCCAAUUCGCUCCUGGAACUCGGGAAACUGGCCGAUCUGCCAUCAUCCCAGGAAUCUAUCAACAUCUCUGAAGACGGAACUUUAUCAUCAGAGACAGGCCAGAAAACACCCCCAGUUAACUCGCCUCCAACAGAAACCCAGGAGAGUAUCGAAACUUCAACUGCCUCCCCAGACCUCGUGUCAUCUUUGGGCGACUCUCUUACGACUUCCAACUCCGAGAAGCAGAUCGCUGAGUCGACAGAGACACUUUCGAAGGAGGAUACACACAACGCGAAAAACAUCACAGCGAAGCCUUCGGUAAUGGCGAAGAGCAGCCUAGCAGGAGAGUGGUCGAAGACCAUAUUCCCCAGCAAUUCGGUCCUUUGGAUCCUUAUAGCAAUAUUGAGUAUAGCUGUUGCUACUUUGUCCAUAUCAUGA